UGUGUUUUUGAGCUUUAAAUCUUUUGUGAAUCUUGUUGGGGUUUGAGACCUUGAAUCUCAGUUUCUUGGGUUUUGGGUUCUUGGAGAAAAACCCACUUUUCUGUUCAUGCAAACAAAUUAACCCACUUCCUUUUCUUUUUGUUUGGCUCUUGUUUUUUGUUCAUUUCUUUUGUGGUCUGUGAAAGUUGGAGGAUAAUGCACGAGUCCUGUUAGCUUAUUUUCAUCUUGCUCUUUUUGUUAAAGAAGGAACAAAGUUUUUACCACUAUUGUCUUCUGGCUCUUUUUCCUUUACAACACCUUUUUAUGGAGAAAGAGAGGAACCAAUGAUUUCUUGUGAACUUUGCAUUUCAACAACUUGCUUUGGUGGUGACUGGGGAAAGCCUACAUGCAGGGUCAUACUAACCCACAUGAUUUUUUGAAAAGGGUGAAAGAUUUUUCACUUCUCUGAUCAGUGGAGAUUGGGAAAAUCCUACGCAUCUGCCCGAAUUUCUCAACUCUCUUGUGUUUUCUUUUGACAAGGUUGUUGGAGAAAACAUCUUGUUCUCAGUGGUUUGUCCCUUGAUAGGUGCUGGCUGUUCUGCUCUGCAUUGAAUGCAAGGUCCGUGAUGUUCAUGGUUGAUCAUUUCCUGAUCAAUUUUAUGUGUCAAUACCAAGAAAAUUAGAGGGAUCUCCAUUCUCCCCUGAUUCUUGGCAAAGAAACUCCCUAGAGUGUUAGACUCAAGCAGCUUUUUCUGAAACUAAUAUCCGGUUUCAUAGACAGUUGAUGUCUAAGGAACUUGGAUGAUUUAGGAGCUCUUCAUGCCAGAUGUCAUGUGACUUCCUGUGCCUUCAAGUAUGAUGGAGAACGAUAUGCUUAGCCUUCCAGUAACCAUUGCAAGCCGAAAUCCAGUUGUUAUUGAUGGAAUAUCGUCACAGAUGAUGCCAUACUCAGCAACUGCAUCCAACCCAAGUGAUCUUAACAACCAAGACAAUAUGUUGUCUGCAUUUCCAGUUCUUUCAACAUUGCGAGGAGAUCCUGCUGUUGAUCUCCACGGCAACGUCCACAUAAUUAAUCAGACGAGGCUUAUUGAUUCUAAUUCAUCGGUGACAUGCCUUGGGAGUAGCCUUGAGGGAGAUACUUCACUUGGCAGUUCACGAUUGACAGAUAAUCUUCGGUUCCAAGAGCAAUUCAUGGGUCAAAUCCCUGUCUCCUCUUCUUCCCUUGCUUCCUUUUCAGCAGCAAGGAGUGGUCUGCAAGAAAACCUAAACAAUUUAGCAAUUUCUGAACCUACAGUUUACCCUUCAGAUUUUAGGACUUCAAAUGGCUGCUCCAAUGUAAUAAAUUCUCCACUACUGACCUCUCUGAACUGCGGAUUUGCUGAGGCAUCUGGGAAUAUGAAUGGAAAGUGGGGUUUUGAGAAGUCCUCUGUUCCUUCAGAGCUUGGUGGGAAGACCCUUCUGAGAACAACAUUUCAACCAUAUCCUUCCAUGGGUUGUAUAGGUCCAAAUGGAUGGAUGUCAUCAAAUGGAGAAAAUGUAAACAUCAAUUAUCCUUAUGGCUCUUCCAAAACUAGUAGUGAGCUCUCACUAAGUCUUACUACAUCUGAGCCUGCUGUCGUUAGUAGGACAAAUAUCCCUGAUCAAUCCUCCGAGAUAAGCUGUUCUGAUGCAACCCGCCAUUGCUUGAAUGCAACAAGAUUGGCUUUGAAGCAGACUUCCUGCAACACAAAGGAGCCUUCUGUGAGUUAUGGUUCUUAUAGACAAGAGCAAGUCUCCCAUCUGAUAUCCGGAUCAAGAUAUCUUCAAGCCAUUCAGGAAAUACUUGCUCAAAUUGCAAGCUAUUCUCUUGGAAAUCUAGACCAGAUGAGUUAUUCAACUGGGGUCAGGGCAAACAGGCCAUCCUCAUCAGGUCAUCCGGCUGGGAGAUGGAUGUCAAUUGCAGAUUCUGAUGAACUUCCUGACCUGGACAGCAACUUGCAGAUCCAAAUGGAGCCAGCAUAUGAAAAACGGGCAGCUGAAGCAAAGAAAACGCAACUGCUAACUUUACUUCAAGCAGUUGAUGACAGAUACAGCCAGUGCUUAGACGAAAUCCAUACAGUUGUAUCUGCUUUCCAUGCUGCAACUGAAUUGGAUCCUCAGGUCCAUGCUCGUUUUGCGCUACAGACAAUCUCUUUCUUAUAUAAGAACCUAAGGGAGAGGAUCAGCAACCAAAUUCUAGCUAUGGGAGCUAAUUUUGACAGUGGAUGCACAAGGGGAAAGGAAAGCUCUUUCCAAAACUCAUUCAUCCAGGACCAAUGGGCUCUACAGCAGAUAAAGAAGAAGGAGCAUCAAUUAUGGAGACCCCAGAGAGGGUUGCCUGAAAAAUCAGUCUCAGUUCUACGCACGUGGAUGUUCCAGAACUUCCUUCAUCCGUACCCUAAAGAUGCAGAGAAACAUUUACUUGCAGUAAAAAGUGGAUUGACAAGAAGCCAGGUCUCCAAUUGGUUCAUAAAUGCCCGUGUUCGUCUGUGGAAACCAAUGAUAGAGGAAAUGUACUCAGAGAUGAACAGAAGGCAGGCCCGGGAAAAUGGGGAGGGAACAGACAACUGGAGAAACCAGAUGAGCAUCAACAGUCAAAGAUAUAAUGUCAAUUGAAUCUGAGAAAUGAAGAAAAACACGUCCAUGUCAGGGUUGCAACUGUAUAUAAUGCUCCUUAUAGUUGGAAAUUUAAGGCUGCAAAUGUAUUAGUAAUUGUCUUCUAUUGAGCAUCAAAUGAAUCCCUCAUUAACACAUUAUUAUUAAUUAAGAUUUCAAGUAAAUUUGCAAUGAAUUAUUUUUCUAUGG
Rubroshorea leprosula is the source of this 2802-nucleotide messenger RNA. NCBI's taxonomy places the organism in Eukaryota, Viridiplantae, Streptophyta, Magnoliopsida, Malvales, Dipterocarpaceae. The record is from the annotation of a GenBank genome assembly.